GUUGUCACAACGAGAAACGCAGCUCGCAUUUCACUCGCACCGACACAUUCGCGCGGCCGCUGCAGCUGGCUGUGGCAGUACUCGCCUUGCUCGCGAUGGCACACGAUCGCGCAUCGCGAAGGCUCCUCGCCUGCCGUUCGCGAGCAUUCGCGGCGGCAGUCGUCGCGUUGGGGUCGUUUGCCGUCGCCUCGCUCGCGUCCGCUCCCCCGUCGAUUCGCGGCGUCGCGCCUCAAGACUGGGCGCACUUCUCCGGCAGCACGGUGGCGUGUCGCGACGGGUCGCGGUGGAUCGCAGCCAGCCGCGUGAACGACGACUUCUGCGAUUGCGCUGAUGGCACCGACGAGCCGGGCACGUCGGCCUGCGCCCUCGCGCGCUUCUACUGCCGCAAUCGCGGGCACACGCCGCUCUCGCUCUUCUCCUCGCGAGUCAACGACGGCAUCUGCGACUGCUGCGACGGGUCGGACGAGUACGCCAGCGGGGCGGGCUGCAACGACACGUGCGUGCAGAUGGGUGCGGAGGCGCGCAGCCAGCUGGCAGCUGACGUGGCGGCGGUGAGGGAGGGAGUGAAGCUGCGGGGCAAGGCGAUAGUGGGGCACGUGGCGAACCGGGAGAAGUGGGAGCGCGAGGUGAAGGACAUCGAGGAGCGCCGCGCAGAGCUGGUGGAGCAGGAGAAGGCGCUCAGAGCCCACAUCCACUCCCUCGCUGCUUCAGCCGCCCUGCCCCCGUCGCUCCUCCUCCUCGCCCUGCUCGCCCUCCUCCUCUGCCACCGCCCCUUGCGCUCUCUGCUCCGCCGACCCCUCCUCGUCUGCCUGGCCUGCCUGCGCUGUGUCUGGCGCUCCCUGUGCCCAUGCAUGGCGGCCGCUCGCAGCACUCACAGCACCCCUGGGGGGCAGCAGCAGCAUCACUCUGCGCGGCGGCGGUCAAAGCUGCUGCAGGGCCACUAGGGCACGCUUGGGUGCUUACCUACUGGCAGCAGCGCGCUGAGGAAACAUUCUCAUCAGACGAACGCCCUGCGCCCUGCACCCUGCAGCGCUGCUCCCUUUCUUCUCUCAGCCUGCUUCCCCUACAGCCACUGCUGCCUCUGCUGCUGACGUCACUGUCUCUCUCCUCAUGUUAUUGUCUCAUAGAGGGAUGAGGCCAUUAUGGGAUAGGAGGUGGAGCUGGCCGCUACCGUCCCACUGUGGCGCUGCCGCUGUUAGCGUUGUAGAAGGGAAGGGAGUCACUGAGCCACGGUUGAGGGAGUCACUGAACCACGGUUGAGGGAGUCACUGAGCCACGGUUGAGGGAGUCACUGAGCCACGGUUGAGGGAGUCACUGAGCCACGGUUGAGGGAGUCACUGAACCUCGUGUACCUCUCUCUGCUGGGAGAUUCCCUUGUGUAGGACUUACAAAAGUCCGUGUUUGUGACCCACGUAUAUCGAUCUCAGCCGAGUUGCAUAUGAACGAUUUUCUGUGUA
Closterium sp. NIES-67 is the source of this 1457-nucleotide messenger RNA. NCBI's taxonomy places the organism in Eukaryota, Viridiplantae, Streptophyta, Zygnematophyceae, Desmidiales, Closteriaceae. The record is from the annotation of a GenBank genome assembly.